Molecule: messenger RNA, 960 nt
Organism: Brassica napus (rape)
Lineage: Eukaryota; Viridiplantae; Streptophyta; Magnoliopsida; Brassicales; Brassicaceae
Product: putative transmembrane protein At3g54730
Exons: 2
Coding region: 469-954 (161 amino acids)
Source: RefSeq, a predicted model, not a curated record
CAGAUUCAGUGGCUGGUUCAGUAUCUGGGUCAGUGGUUGGUCUAGUUAAUGGUGAGGUGGAUGGUUUAGUGGCAGACUCAGUUGUUGGUUUGGUAUCUGGUUAUGUAGUUGGUCUAGUGGCUGGUGUUGUGGAUUCAGUCGUGGGAGCAGAAAAAGAAAAGGUUACUGGAGUUGCAGGAAAGCAGGUUGACAAGUUGGCUGGCUCAGUUGAAAGGGAGAAAAGAAGUUGUGGGAAAGAUAAUAUAAAGACAGCAGUGAUUGAUAAGGAAAAAUUUUGGGUGGAAAUCUCUCCAGGGAAAGUGAGUCGCACACCAAUAAAGAGCAAACAACUAGAAUUUGAACAAGUAUCUAUGGAGGCAGAUUAGGGUUUUAAAUUGAUCCACUGCCGUCGGUGUGGCCUCUCGCUCACCGACGAGAACCUUCUUCUUUCUUCCUCCUCUUCCUUUCUUUCUCCUCUUCUUUCCUUCCAUGGUGCUACGUCUCUCCGGUUCGCCUAUGCUCCUUCCUCCUCCUCCAGAGCCGCCGCCGGUUACUUUUCUUCUAGAUCUAGCAUCCAUGAUUGCUCCUCUGGACCUUCCCAUCCUUCCCGACCCUCCCGACCACUCUGGUGCACCGGAUCUGUUCUCCUUCACCCUCAAAAUUGCAGAGCCUCCUUUUGUUUCUGGCUCAUCAAGAUGGUGCGUGGUCACCUCUAUAGCCAAAUUUGUUGCUGCCUUUCAUGCAUUUUAUGCUGCAGCUUGUUCGGGCAGUAGUUCACUGUGUGUGUCUUAUGAUUCCCAUGGCUUCAUCUCACUUUCUAGCACUUUAGGUAUCUCUAUCUUAAGUUGCUUAUGUGCUAUGUAUGCGUCUAUCCAGUGUGUUUUUGUUUCCCGCAUAGCUUUUGAUGCAGCGGUUUAUCUAACCAGUAUGGUUGCUUUGCUGUACUUGAACAAUUCCUCCAUGGUUGGAGUUUAAGUUUUA